GGGACGUUUUACCGAAAGUGUGUAUGGAUUGUUAAUUCGAAUGGGGCGUGUAAUUGUUAAUUAUAAUGAUUACUUGGGCACAAGGUGCCAACAUUAUUUCCAAGUAUUCAAUUGUGACGCAAACGCUGGUGUCGAAAUUAGGUAAAUGGGCGGGAAAUGAAAUGAUACUGUUGAAUAAGAAACUUCGCUUUCACACUUGUCAUACGUUCGCGUAAUGAUUCAACUAUCACUUCACUUCAGUGAGUGUUUUAUCACCUCGGAUUCCAAAACCUCUUAUUGAGGCUAUCAAGCGGGCUCCGGGAGCCGAAAGAUUCUUGGACUAUCGGCGCGCCGCUCGAACAGUUAUCGCGCGCGCUGGCUUACGUCUUUCCGCACAUGGAUGUCAGCACGAACAUGUCUCUGCGUGCCAACGCUUUCAGCAUCAGCAGCCUAAUGUCCGGCCCCCUCGCCGACCUCGGCCUCUCCGGGUUCGGGUACCCGUUCGUACCGCAGCAAAGGAGCACGGACUGCUCCUUCGACUGGGGCCAGAAUGGGCCCUACGGAAGUGGCAUGAAAACAAUGGAAGCAUGUUUGAUGAACGCCGGAACUGGCCGGCCCCUUUACGACCCUAUGCGCCUGGAGAGUCUCGGCGACAACGCCCUACACCGGGCAAACCUGACGGACUCCUUGUUGGAAUGCAACAAGAGCACGGAUAUAAAUCAAAACAAUCAAAAUGAACCGAAAUCGAGUGCGGAUUGUUCAAUGUGUGAAACGGAUAUGUCAGACGAAGGUUCGAAGCCCCUUAACGGGAAACUUGCCGGCGUCUCCUGCCAACUCGAGAUGAAGUCGCUCUGGGAUGAGUUUGACGAGCUGGGGACGGAAAUGAUCGUCACCAAGGCCGGAAGGCGGAUGUUUCCGACAUUUCAAGUACGGUUAUUCGGCAUGGACAGUGCGGCAGAUUACAUGGUGAUGAUGGACUUUGUCCAAUGUGAUGAUAAAAGAUACAGGUACAGUUUCCACUCGUCGAGCUGGGUGGUUGCCGGCAAGGCUGACCCCGUCAUGCCGGGCCGUAUCCACGUGCAUCCGGACUCGCCGGCCAAGGGCGCCCAGUGGACCAAGCAGAUCGUCUCCUUCGACAAGCUCAAGCUCACCAAUAACCUUAUGGACGAUAACGGUCACAUCAUACUGAAUUCGAUGCACAAGUUCCAGCCGCGCUUCCACGUGGUGUGCGUAUUCCCGAAAGCUGAGGACUGCAGCAAGACUCAGAACUUUAAGACCUUCAUCUUUCCCGAGACCAAGUUCAUGGCCGUCACCGCCUACCAGAACCACAGGAUAACUCAAUUGAAAAUAGCCAGCAAUCCAUUCGCCAAAGGGUUUAGAGAUGUAGAUCCAAACGAUUGUACGAUGGCGGACGUGAUGUCACAGAUGAGUCCACACGGACAACAACAGCGCAACCACAGCCGCCCCAGUUCCCUCUUGAUGGCGUCAUCGAGGAAGGACUCGCCUACAUCGAAAGCCCAAGACGACAUCAAGGAUAGCCAACAACUGGAUACCAUGGCCACUUCCGGUUUCACCUCACCGAACUACAACCCGUCGAUGCGACUUCAGGCGUCUUACCCUUCAGCAGAAAGUUUUGCAUAUGCGCAGUACGCGCACGAGACUUACUUGAUGGCCACUAAAUCCCGUCCCACCCCGUAUAGCCGCCCUAUGGAGUAUCCAUCGUCAUACAGAGCGUCUAAUUUAAAAAUACCUUACGGCCAAACUUCAGCUGGCUUUGGAUAUUCGUUUGAUGCAAGAUGAAAUACUGUCCAUGGGAUACCUAUUUAUUAAUUUAGCGGACAAACUUCUUCGGACGCGGUGUCACUUUCGCGGACUCGCAAGUGUCGUGUACUCGGAUAUUGCAACGUAUGUGUCGAAAGUUCACAUGGCGGUGUACUCAAGGCGUUGCAGUGGAUAAGUGUUGGCCGCAAUCGAGCGAACGUUUUUAAGUUAUGUUGGGACUUUUCCUUUGCGGAAUUUAUAACUGAACAGUCAUUUAUUGAAUGUAGGUGUUCAGAUUGGCAUCGAUUUUCAUUAGCGAUGUCGGUCCAGUUGUAGUUGUAUUAAAAGUUGAUUUAAAUUACAUACUAGUAUAUUACGUCCUUGACAAUAAUUGCAGACUUGACUUGGCGGGAUUGCCUUCAAUAAGAUGGAAAUAUAUGUGUCGUGUUCUGAGAAAACUGAAUAUAAUGCAUGUGCGUAAAGUGUCGUCCGAGAUUAGCCUGUGCAGUUCGCACAGGCUAAUCAGGGACGACACUUUCCGCCUAAUUGAUUUUUGGUAAGAAGGGACUUCCUUGAAACUGAAAAUAUCAUAAAAGCGGAAAGUGUCGUCCCGGAUUAGCCUGUGCGGACUGCACAGGCUGAUUUGGGACGACACUUGACGCACAUGCACUAAGCCCAGUUUUCUAAGAACGCGGCUCAUAUAUAAAAUCAUACAAGCAUUCACAAUUAAUAGUCAAUGUCCAUUUUACCCCGCAUCUGUUAAUUUUAUAGCGGAAUGUUUACAAAUUCCUCAGCGUUAAUUUUUUUAUACUUCGUUAAACAGUUAAUGGUACAAAAUGGCAGCGUUUAAUAUGCCGUUUGGUCUACGUGUUCAGCAAAUAUGUACGCAAUAUAUAUUUUGAGUUUGCUAUUUCCGAUCACUUCUGGUUACAUCGAAGAUUUAAUAAAAAUACUUUAUUUUUUUUAUUGCGAUCGCUCAGUCUUGUUGUUACAUAGUCAAAGAACAAAAGUGUCUAAACAGGAGUUCAAACAAUAAAAAGUAUUUUUUAUCGUAAUUAUACUAUAUUUUUGUAACACAUUUCAAAAGCAAAUAUAUUGGGCAAAAUAAUUGCAACUCCUAAAGCUUUACAUUGCCAAUCAGAUUUUUAAAAUAAAAUGUUCUUGCCACAUGUACCGCCUAAGGCAGUACUUUUCAUGAAUUUCGUAAAAUGACGUUUGUUUAAACAUGUUCCUAUUUGCCUUAAUAUUGACGUGUUGAAAGAAGGUUUUGUUCUUUUAAAAAUAAAUGCGCGAAAAUCAAGUGUCCGUCAUUAAAUAAAUAAAUGAUAAUUUAAUCUAUUUCGUUCCUGAAAAUGUGAUCAAGUAUUGCACAAAGUUACAAGUGUUAUGUACCCGCGUACAAAUCAGCCACAUCAUGCGAAAAUGGGCUGUAUACCACACGCGACAAGCGCAACCCCAGACCACCUUGCUCAGUCUUGUUUGGAGCUCCCACAUAUGCUAUACAAAGUCAUGCAAGGUUUCGAAGUCUCAUUACGAUUCGAGGGCUUGUCUUGAGCUACGCUGGCCGCAUAUGGCGGAAUACCAGUUUUCGCAUGACGCGGUUACAAUUAAGAGAUUAAUGCGUUGGUUGCUUCAGAAGCGUAAUAUUUAACUGGAUGCACCACAAGAACCGUUUUGAUACAAUAUCUAGUUUAGUGUUUAGAUGAGUCAAUACAUGUCUGCAAUUAUUUUGAAACAUGACUUUAGAUUGCGAUUGUUGUCUUGGACAUUUUCUUUCCAAAACCAAUCAAAUGUUGUAAUGGUAAACAUCAUUGAUAUAAACUUGUAUGGAAACUUAACAAAUAAGACUUCGUCUUGAUAAUAUAAACACCAUGUUAUGUUUAAAUCUACAUCCGUUUAAGAAAAUAAACGUACAUUGAAUGAGCAAAUCGUUAAACUUACACGUAAAAUGUGUGUUAUUGAAUAGUUUGUUUUUUAAACAGGAACUCGUUUGUUGUUUUGACAGAGUACAACUGAAAUGUUGCUAUAAUUAACAAAGAUUUUCAUUGUUUUAUUUAAAGCACAUAUAUAAUUAAAUGUGUGUAAGAACAUAUUGAUUGUUCUUUAAAUCUUGUACUAUGAACAUGCUAAAUGGGUUAACAUUCAUUGGUUUCUUUAAUUUUCGUGAUAUUUGUUUAAAUAUGUUAUUUUUAUUUUCAUAUAAUGUUAUGAGCACGAUUGCAACUGCGUAACUCAAAUAGGUCAAUCAUUUCUAUUCACACGUCAAUCACUGAAAUUCACUCAUCCUCGUAGUCUGGUCAGGAGCUACCCUUUCCGCAUAUGAUACCACGUUACCUAAUAGCGCACAGGCCAGGGCAGGCCAGACCAUGGCUUUUGUAUAAGACGCAUGACGUAGCUCAUACUUAACCCAUUCAUGCCUAGCGUCCUGAAAAAAGGACAUUGCAAACAGCGUAGACGCAGAUGAGACGCCGCAUGAUGCCGCGUCUCAUCUGGGUCUGCGCUGUUUGCUUAAAGGAAUUUCAGUAAGUAAUAUUCUAAAUAUAGAAAUAAAUAUACUAGACAUCCCUAAUUUUGGAAAUAAAUUGAUCCAAUUUAGAAGGAUGGGAGAGUACACUAGACAUAAAUGGGUUUAUUACAUUAUUGUUAAGAUAGUCGUCAUGUUCUUAUUCCACUGUGUGUUAAUUUAUUUCAAUGCUACAAAGUGCAUUGUUGAUGUUCUGGAUUACUAGUAAGUGAUUUCUUAUUUGUUAUGUUGUUGCACUGAUCACUCGUCGUCAUGGUGAAUGUUUUGAUAUUUAUUAUUGAUGAUCAAAUAAUAAAAUGUGAAAUUUCUAAA
Messenger RNA from Dreissena polymorpha, 4576 nucleotides. RefSeq names its product T-box transcription factor TBX10-like. Gene Ontology annotation, biological process: cell fate specification; positive regulation of DNA-templated transcription; regulation of transcription by RNA polymerase II. Lineage: Eukaryota; Metazoa; Mollusca; Bivalvia; Myida; Dreissenidae. The coding region runs from base 376 to 1779 and encodes 467 amino acids. Gene Ontology annotation, molecular function: DNA-binding transcription factor activity, RNA polymerase II-specific; RNA polymerase II cis-regulatory region sequence-specific DNA binding. The record is from RefSeq and is a predicted model, not a curated record. Gene Ontology annotation, cellular component: nucleus. The transcript has 8 exons.